Molecule: messenger RNA, 2008 nt
Organism: Xyrauchen texanus (razorback sucker)
Lineage: Eukaryota; Metazoa; Chordata; Actinopteri; Cypriniformes; Catostomidae
Product: shootin-1-like
Exons: 17
Coding region: 77-1792 (571 amino acids)
Source: RefSeq, a predicted model, not a curated record
AUUGUCACAGAGAUAGUGACAGAGACAGAGAGGACAUGAGCACAACGUUUCUUGGUUUUCACUGAGUCUGAAAAUAAUGUGGAAUCUUGGAUCAGAUACCAGAAUCUCAGAGGAGGAGGAGGAGGAGGAGAACACCUUAUCCUCAGAAGAUGAAAGAGACUUUCAGUGUGAGAUACUGGAGAAAGAGAGAGAUGAUGCAAAUGAAAAGCUAUCGAGGAUGGAGAAGGCCUCUUCUCAACUGCUCAAGGAACUGGAUGUGUUGGAGAUGCAGUUUCAGAUCGAACGUUCCUGCAGGGAGACCGCAGAGGCCUUUGCAUUGAAAGUAACAAAAGAUUUCAAGGCAUUAAAGAGGAAAAGCCAAGCCAUAUUUCCUCUGAUUCCUGACAUUCCGGAAAACCUCUCUGUCCUGAACCUGGAUCCUGAAGCUCAUGAUGGAUAUGAGUCGAGCCCUAAGGAAGAUAGCAGUGAAGAUCUGCUUCUGAUGAGUCAAAAUCAAAUUAGAGAGCUACAGUCAUCUGUUGACCGAUUACUUGGGGAGAAAAUUCAACUCUGUGAACAGGUCGAUCUCCUUAAGAAAGAGAAAGAAGAUCUGAAGGAAAAGCUGAUGCUGGAGGUUGGGGAGAAGGAGGACCUCCUUAUGAAGCUCAGUAAGCAGAGCAGAACUGUGAAUAAAAUGAAGAGAGUGUCCCAACUUGUUACAGAGGAGUUUGUAGAGAUGUCUCAAAAGCUUGAAAUGGAGCAAGGACUCAGAGAACACGCUGAAGUGUUUGCACACCAGAUACUAGUGAAACAGAGGGAAACCCAGAGACAGAGUAUGGCCAUUAUACAGAGUGCAGAGACUGAGAAACAACUACAACAAGCUCUGAAUCAGGUGGCGGACAUCAGCAGAUCUCUGGAAGAGAUAAGACUCUGUUACCAAAACCAGAUGAAGCAGUCACAGACAGUGACUGAGGAGCUUAACGCUUUGUCAGAUCUGGAGUCAGUAAGAACAAAACUGGAGAUCAGUGAGAAAGAGAAGAGCAACAUAGAGACUCAGCUGAGAGACUCGCAACAAUCUGUUACUGCACUUCAGGAGGAAAUCAAGCAGUUUCAGGACAGAUUGAGAGAGAUGGAGGAAUGUCCUUCUCUCAAAUCUGACCAACCAAAAGAUGAGAGUGAAAAUUCAGCUGCUGCACCGUCACCGCCACCACCACCUCCUCCUCCUCCUCCGCCUCCUCCUCCUCUUCCACCAUCAACUGACACUGACCCAUUGAAGGCCUUGAGGACCAGAAAGAAAGGUGCCGACAACUCCACUGAAACUGCGGAACCCAAAAUUUCACAACAUAUGAAAGCCAGAGCUGUGGAUGAAAUGAUGGAGAGAAUCAAGAAAGGCAUUAUUCUUAAACCUAUUCUCAAACCACAACAGGCUGGAUCAGAUGAUGAAAAUGCAUGGAAGGAGAAGAGAUCUGAGAACAGGAAAUCAGCUGUGUUGGAAUUGCAGGGGAUGCUGGAGUCCGUUAGGAGGCCUGGCCCUCGGAGGGUGGAAUCAAAAAAACGGUUCAGCCGUAAUGUUGGAGAGGCGGAGCUUCAGAUGGUGCUCCAGAGAAGGAGGCGAGCCAUGGGCGAUGAAAAUGGGAUGCCACCUGCUCCAUCAAAUCCCAAAGAUUCACCUGUAGCAGUGUCAGCCACAAGUUCUUCGCCCUGGGUGGGGGAGAGUGGAAGCGCCCCUGUCCUCCGGAGACUUCAGCAGAACCGUGAGAAGAGAAUCUCUCGCAUAAAGGCUUCCGAGUCCAUUAUAUGGGAAGACAAGUGAUGUUUCAGGGUUCUUUCAGUGUGACCUUUUGCGAUGUUGAACUACAUGUAAGUACGACUUAGAAACCAAUUUCGUUCUCCCCGAUGCCUCUUGGAAUCUGUUUAGAGUUAAAUGUCACAAGGCUAAAUAAAACUUUAACCCUGUUAACUUGUAGCUGUUCAAAACUGUGAUAAAAAACCAAGGACCCAAGCAUUCACAACUGCAUUAUGAAAGAAA